Molecule: messenger RNA, 2489 nt
Organism: Xyrichtys novacula (pearly razorfish)
Lineage: Eukaryota; Metazoa; Chordata; Actinopteri; Labriformes; Labridae
Source: the annotation of a GenBank genome assembly
AUGUUUAGUAAUAUUCGGAUGUCCGUGGAAUAUAAUCCAAUAAACAGGAAAGGUAUCUUCACACCUGGAGACUACAUCUUUGGGAAAGUUAAACUAGAAUUGGCAAAAGUGUGCCAAAUAGAGAAACUGAUUGUGAAGUUGAAAGGAAAAGCAGAAGCCAAAUGGACAGAAAAUAAGGGGAAAACGGUAGUGAUCUACCAUAACAAACAAAAAUACCUCAGUAUCCAGCAAGAUGUAAUCCAGGCAAGCCAGGGUAAGUGACCUGCUUCUGUUAUUUAUUAGAAAAAAGCCGCUUUAACCAGAUUAAUGUAUGUUGAUUUUUUCCUCUGAUUUAAAGUUUUGUGUUUCCCCUGUUCUCCUGUGCUUUUCUCUAUUAUCUCUGUCAGAUUAAAUCCUUAUGUCUAAGGAUAUUUGUGUGUUUGUUUUUAUCAAACAUGCAGACCAAGAUGAGAUCUGUCCAAUCAUAGAUGAAGAUAGAAAACAAGUACUUUUGUCUGCAUUUUUGCAGAAACAUGCUGCAACAUUAAACCUUUUUUAUGAUAACAGUUUGAUCUCUGGUUUUCUACGGCUUUCUUCUUACUGACUCUUUUGUAGAGCAGUUAAGCACUUCAAUCUUUCCUAAUAAUUGUUUACUGUAUUUAUCUGGUCUGAUAAACUGACCUCUCAAACUGUAAAUGAAGCCUCAUUAUGUAACUUUAUUGCCUUUCAGGUCAAAACAAUAUUGGGCCGGGCCGCCAUGAUUAUCCUUUCAUCUUUCAGAUCCCUGCAGCGUGAGUUUUCUCUGAAAAAGUUGGAAAAAACACAAACAAUUUUGUAUUAUUACAUUGUUUAAUAUAUGGAAAGAUUUUAAUCUUUAUAUAAAAAAUCUAUCUUGACAUAAACAGCCUUGAUUUACAUGUGAAAUGAACCGUGUAGGAUGCUUUUUCUGGAUACUGUGUAAGUAUGAACAUCUGACAGAUAUACUGCUAUUGUCAUAAACUGUGUUGGCAUGUCUUACAGAGACCUGCCGUCCUCCUUCAGAGGCUUACAUGGAAAGAUCAAGUACACUUUGGAGGCAGUCCUGAGCAGGUCCAUGAGAAUAGACAUCAUAGCAGAGACUGAGUUCACCCUCAUCAACUGGAACCUUUGCAGAUAUGCAAUAAUGAUGGUACCCAAAAACAAACACAACACACACAUAAACAUGCCUGUUGUAUGACUAAGACAUUCCUGCAGAAAUGAAAACAGUAACUCUCUCUCUAAAUUAUCUGUCAUUAUCCUGCCAGGCUCCACAGAAUCAGGUCAUUUCUAAGAAAAUGAAGGUUUUCACAUCAGGAGAAGUGGGGAUGUAUGUUAAAAUUGCACGGACUGGAUAUCAUCAAGGUAUGAGUGAUUAAAAAUCACACAUUCCCUUUGCAGGCUACUUUAACAGUGGGCUGCACGAAAAGAUAAACUCUUAUGUGUAGGUCAAAGUCUGUUUGAAUAUGGACCUUUUAAGGCCCUAAAGAAAGGAAAACAGCAAAGGUGACAAGAGGAAAUCCUAAUAGAUUUUCUCAACUGAUUAUUUCAAAACAUGCUUAGAUUGCGCCAAACCAUCAAUUGAGAAGUGAGAAAGCAAAUCAUUUUUUCUUUCACAGGUCAGGCUCAUAAGUCUUUAAAUGCACCUUGGAUAGCUUAAGUCUGUGAAGUACAAUGCAUUAAGACAUAAUUUACAAAAAAUGCUUUAAAAAAGUCUCUUGUGUAUCUUGUGUAACCAGUAAGCUUCUUUGUGAAAAGUGCGACAUUUGUGGGUUUUUUUUUAUAUAGGACAGCUGAUGAGAAACAGGAAAUGUGGGGAGCAGAGAGUGCUGGGAGAUAUGUGGCGAAUGCUUGUGGUCGGAAAAUCAACUCAGUGACUGUUGCAAAGAGACCUGUAGCCUAUUUAUGAAGGGCUCUUAGACUACUAGGCUGUCAGAGCUCCAACCAGAAAAAUCUUAUUGUUAUGAGCAUCUUAAAAUUGCAAAUGUAGGUGCCACCGAGAGAUGGUGAUUAAAGUGUGUUUUGAACUGACAUCUAUUGUGUAUUCAUUCUGCUCUGUUGUUCAGGGGAGGGCAUACAGGUUGCGGCUGCCAUCCAGAACAGAUCAUCUCGCGAAAUCAGGCCAAAGUACUGUUUGUACAAAAAGUACAGUUACUUUGUAAAGGAAGAAAGGAAACUUGAAAUGGAAGACAUCCUUAAGGAGGUGGGUGAUUUCAUCCCACCUUCAUCAAGUCAGACUGUCACCAGGACCAUCACCAUCCCAGCCGACACAUGUGUGUCCAUCUUGAACUGCCGAGCCAUCAAAACAGAGUACAGGCUGAAGGUGUGUAUCCCUCCAUCUUCACUAUAUAUUUGUUUAUAUUUGCAUUUAAAAGGCUGUAUGAUGGUUUUAAUGAAUGCUGUCUAUUUUCCUUCAACAGGUCUACCUGGAUGUUAAGUAUGCCUUUGACCCACAGAUCAAGUUCCCCAUAAUCAUCCUUCCUGCUAAAGAAUGA